CGAGGGCGGCGAGCGGGGACCAGGGGCGGGGGGUGCGGACAGUGGCCGGGGUCGCCGGGGACAGCCAACGCGGGGCCAGCGCGGAGCCCGAAAGUGCGAGCGCCUCCCGCGGGGACCACCCCCCUGCCGCGUCCCCACCCGGGUCCCGCAGCUCUCGGCUUUGCUCCGGGCCGAGGGACUGCGGACCGUCAGGUGGCGCGGGGUCCCCGCCGGAGGCCCCAGGAUCCCGAGCCAGAGGCCUCGUGGGCGGGGCCAGGGGCUCCGGAGUGGAUUUUGGCUGGAGCGGGGCGGCCGGAGGCCUCCGGGGGCGGCUCUGCGCCCUGGCGCCGGGCUCUGGAGGAUGCUGCGCACCUGAAUUAUCUGGGCGCCUCUGACGUCCUCCCAGAAGCAAUUAGAACUCCAGGGCGUGAAUGCCACAGGCCACCCGCUCUGAUUGCUGGUCUAUGCCACCUGCAUCCCCAGCCCCACCGAAGAAGAUGCUGGGUCAGGCUAGGUUCUCCAGCCCCGGGAUGGCCCCAAACACCUGUUGCUGCUCCCCCGCGGCCCUGCAGAGGAAGCUGCCCAUCCUGGCAUGGCUGCCCAACUACUCCCUGCAGUGGCUGAAGAUGGAUUUCAUCGCUGGACUCUCCGUGGGCCUCACUGUCAUUCCCCAGGCACUGGCCUAUGCUGAAGUGGCUGGACUCCCGCCCCAGUAUGGCCUGUACUCUGCCUUCACGGGCUGCUUCGUGUAUUUCUUCCUGGGCACCUCCCGGGACGUGACUCUGGGCCCCACUGCCAUCAUGUCCCUCCUGGUCUCCUUCUACACCUUCCACGAGCCCGCCUAUGCUGUGCUGCUGGCUUUCCUGUCUGGCUGCAUCCAGCUGGUCAUGGGGGUCCUACGUUUGGGGUUCCUGCUGGACUUCAUUUCCUGCCCUGUCAUUAAAGGCUUCACCUCUGCUGCCACCGUCACCAUCGGCUUUGGACAGAUCAAGAACCUGCUGGGACUGCAGAACAUCCCCAGGCAGUUCUUCCUGCAAGUGUACCACACCUUCCUCAGGAUCGAGGAGACCAGGGUGGGCGACGCCAUCCUGGGGCUGGUCUGCAUGGUGCUGCUGCUGGUGCUAAAGCUGAUGCGGGACCACAUGCCUCCUGUCCACCCUGAGAUGCCCUCUGGUGUGCGGCUCAGCCACAGUUUGGUCUGGGCUGCCACAACAGCUCGCAACGCCCUGGUGGUCUCCUUCUCGGCCCUGGUUGCAUACUCUUUCGAGGUGACUGGAUACCAGCCUUUCAUCCUCACUGGGGAGACAGCUGAGGGGCUCCCUUCAGUCUGGAUUCCGCCCUUCUCAAUGACCACAGCGAACAGGACUAUCUCCUUCGCCGAGAUGGUGCAGGACAUGGGGGCUGGGCUGGCUGUGGUGCCCCUGAUGGGCCUCCUGGAAAGCAUUGCAGUGGCCAAAGCCUUUGCAUCUCAGAAUAAUUACCGCAUCGAUGCCAACCAGGAGCUGCUGGCCAUGGGCCUCACCAAUGUGCUGGGCUCCCUUGUCUCCUCCUACCCGGUCACAGGCAGCUUUGGACGGACAGCCGUGAACGCUCAGUCAGGGGUGUGCACCCCGGCAGGGGGGCUGGUGACGGGAGUGCUGGUGCUGCUGUCUCUGGACUACCUGACCUCACUCUUCUACUAUAUUCCCAAGUCUGCCCUGGCCGCUGUUAUCAUCAUGGCUGUGGCCCCGCUGUUCGACACCAAGAUCUUUGGGACGCUCUGGCGCGUUAAGAGGCUAGACCUGCUGCCCCUGUGUGUGACGUUCCUGCUGAGCUUCUGGGAGAUGCAGUACGGUAUCCUGGCCGGGGCCCUGGUUUCCCUGCUCAUGCUCCUGCACUCCGCAGCCAGACCCAAGACCAAGGUGUCAGAGGGGCCGGUUCUGGUUCUGCAGCCGGCCAGUGGCCUGCACUUCCCUGCGGUGGAGGCUCUGCGGGAGGAGAUCCUAAGCCAGGCCCUGGAAGUGUCCCCGCCACGCUGCCUGGUCCUGGAGUGCACCCAUGUCUGCAGCAUCGACUACACCGUGGUGCUGGGGCUUGGUGAGCUCCUCGAGGACUUUCACAAACAGGGCGUCGCCCUAGCCUUCGUGGGUCUGCAGGUCCCCAUUCUCCGUGUCCUGCUGUCUGCUGACCUGAAGGGGUUCCAGUACUUCUCCACCCUGGAAGAAGCAGAGAAAUACCUGAGGCAGGAGCCGGGGACCCAGCCCUAUAACAGCAGAGAAGACUCUGCUCCAGAACACAAGAUCACCCUGCUGCAGGCGUAGUGGGGCCACCGUGGGACCCCACAGUUUGCAGGAUGUUCCGGAAGGUUCUUGUCACUGUGAUCGGAUGCUGGAUGCCACCUGAUAGACAUGCUGGCCUGGCUGAGAAACUGCUGAGCAGGUGACUCCGGGGAGGAGAAGAAAGCUGGGCCUGGAGAUCCAUGGGGGGACUUACCGGCUUCCUGUGGGUUGACUGAAAAAUGACCUCACUGCUGUUCCCUGGCAUGACCCUCUUUGCAAGAGUGGUUUGGAGAGUCUUCUAGAAUGACUGACAGAGUGAGGAAGUAGGGGGCCAGGGGUUUCCGGCCUGGGCUGGGAGAGGUGUCAGGGCGGGCCAGGCAGGAAUCUGGGAGGCGGGAGGGACAGGACAGCACAGAUGCUCCUCAUGGCGACGGCAUCUGUUCUCUCUGAGAGAAAACCAAGGUGUGCCCAAGGAUGUAAAGUAAAUAACUCAGUGUUUUCUAAAUGGGAAAAGUGAUGACUUUGGUGAUUUUGUAAAAAUCGUAAAUGCUUAUUGUAAAAAAUGCGGGAAAUCUCCGCACGCCCUCCCCCACCCUGUCCACUUGCGGGGUCACUCCAGACCCCCUCCCAACACAUGCCUCUGUGCCUCCAUCAGCAUGUGGGUGUGUGCUCGUGGCUUUACAUCCAUGGGAUCAUUUCAUACUUGGUGCUCUGGAACCCACAGUUUUCAUGCAGUCAUUUGCAGUGAAUUAUUUAUUGUGAUAAUAAAUCGCAUUCAAAUAC
Callithrix jacchus (white-tufted-ear marmoset) is the source of this 3020-nucleotide messenger RNA. RefSeq names its product solute carrier family 26 member 11 (gene SLC26A11). Gene Ontology annotation, molecular function: secondary active sulfate transmembrane transporter activity. Gene Ontology annotation, biological process: sulfate transmembrane transport. The record is from RefSeq and is a predicted model, not a curated record. NCBI's taxonomy places the organism in Eukaryota, Metazoa, Chordata, Mammalia, Primates, Cebidae. Gene Ontology annotation, cellular component: membrane.